Paramisgurnus dabryanus is the source of this 2106-nucleotide messenger RNA. The record is from RefSeq and is a predicted model, not a curated record. Lineage: Eukaryota; Metazoa; Chordata; Actinopteri; Cypriniformes; Cobitidae.
AAGAUAAUGUAUACAAAAAUCUCAGGUGUAAAUUAAUAAUACAGCUCAAUUACCAGCCAUUUUAUUAGUGAUGUUCAGAUUUAAGUGUAAUGACGAGUAAUUCAACAUCAUGGCAACGUUAAUAACGAAUGUCUAUUAAGUUCAACUUUAUUUAUACUCCCUGCAAGCCUACUUAUACAUAGCCUAAUACGCAUUACUAAACACACUGUACAUACAUAGAACCAUUGUGCAACAGCAGGCUACAACGCUAGAAAGUACGUCACAAAUGCUAAAGGAGCACGACAGUUCAGGAUGUAAAUGUAAAACAAUUAACGUCAUGAUGUAUAACCAAAUGCAGUUUAGUCAAAUACACUAGUAGUUCUCAAACUUUUUCACUGUGCGGCCCCCCUUGCAUACGGUGCAUUUCUUCGCGGCCCCCUAAAGAAAUUUUAUGACAAAUGUGCUCUAAAACGUACUAUUUUAAUUAAACAAAACAUAUUCAAUUAUACAAAGUAGUGCAGUUGGUUAGUAGCCUUAUUUUUUUUAGGUUUAAUUACACAGAAUUCAUGAUAAAUUAAUGUUUUUUAUAAAAUUUUUAUAAAAAGGCAUUACACUGUCUUUUGCUUUGAUCAAUUUUCCCAAUGCUUUUUCAAAAUAAAUGAUUUUGAACAUCUUUGUAGAUAGGCGAAAACUAAAGUAAAGCUCCUGUCAUCGAGUGAUGUCACACGCAUGUCGGCGUGGGGGAUUCCGAUUCUGGCACCGGCCCUGACCACUCAGUCUAUAUAAAAGAUAUCAGGGUUCACAAAAUGUUUUUUAUAUUAUGUAGGAUCAGAUGUUUAGAAAACAGUAAAUCACAAAAAAUUACUUUAGCUGGGUUUUCUAAAAUAUAUUCUAAAGUAUUUCAUUUUAAAGAAUGUAACGUUGUAUAAGCUAUGCUAGCCAGGAACAGUAGACUAUUUUUAAAUCCACAUAUAGCAUAAGUACAAUUACAUGACAUUUUUGCAUUCGAAAACAAAAUUUAACAACCAUCCACAAACAUUUUAUUCGCUUCAAGUAUACAUUUACAUUUUUUGUAGUGUUUUAAAAGACAGAGUUCAGUGGGGCGGGGAUAAAGAGUGGAUGGUUAGAGUACUAUUUACAUUUCAGUUAAAUGACACAUGCAGGCUUGAAUUCAACACAUAUCAGUAUCUCUGCUGGAAAACUGAAAAAACGCUAAAAAUGAAAUACAGUAAAAUAUUCUUUCACCUGUUAAUGGUCAUUUUGAUGAUCAAGGCAAAUGCUGAAGAAGUCACCUGUCAGGAGCAGGAACUCAGUAAUGUACAAAUUUUAAUGGGACGUCCAGGGAUCAAUCCACCUUAUACAUCUGGACAUGUCUUGGUUUUCAAAUGCACUGAUGUCAACAUGAAGUUGUAUGGCCACCGGGCCAUUGAAUGCCAGUCAAAUGGAAACUGGGACAACCCAUAUCCAAAAUGUCAAGAGGUAAAAUGUGCUGCAAACCUCACAAACAUGAUCGUGGAGGGACUCUACAAGCCUGGUGACAACUUAAAAGUUUCAUGCAUUCAGGGACGAGGGCUGAUUUUAGAAGGAAAAGAUGACAUCACCUGCCAGGAAGAUGGAGAAUGGAGCAGCCCAUUUCCUAAAUGCAUAGUGAAAGAUUGUGAGCCACCACCAAAUAUGAACCAUAUAAACGCAGAUACAUUAGACAUGCUGGAUCAAAGAAAGACUGAAUACAAGUCAGGGGAGAAAAUUAAAUACAUCUGCCUUGCUACAUACAUUAUGGAGGGUGAUCCCCACUUGACCUGUGUACAAGGCAAAUGGGAAGGACAUUUUACAUGUAUAGAACCGUGUUACGCGUCUCAGCCGGAAAUGGAUAAAAGGAACAUACAGCUGCAAAAAAGUGACACACCAAGAAUUUACGCUUCACAUAAGGAUCACAUAACCUUUGUGUGUAAGAGGGGAAAAUCUCCAAAAAGAAACAGUGUUUACUUUAGACAACAGUGUCUAUAUGGCAAGAUGACUUUGCCUGAGUGUGAAUGAAAUAUAUUGAAGGAAAAAUAAAUGGCUAAAACUUAAUGGCCAGCAAGUAAACACUUGAGCAAAUCAAAAUUAAACAUUCCUCCAAAUUCA